AUGUGGCCGUUCUAUAAUCAGGACGGAAUUUCUUCUCCAAAGCAUCCAGCACAAUGGCUUAUAUUGGCUAGCUGUGAUCGAUGUUUGCAUAAGGAAUUACCGUUCGUACCAGUAUCCAUACAACCUCAACUUCGUGAUCAAGAGACUCAGGCGGAUGCAUUGCCGGCACCGCCAGCACUUCAGCAAAUUGUGCAACUGCCACCACAACAACCGAUUAUCGAGGAGCACGCGUUUAAACAAACUACUACAAAACGAUCUGUCGGUAACGAUUUCAGUGACAAAGAUGAUGACAUUGUAGGCAAACCGGUUCGAUUUGCAGUCCGCUCUUUGGGUUGGACUGAAAUUCCAGAGGAAGAUUUAACGCCUGAAAAAAGUUCGCGAGCUGUUAACAGAGCCAUUGUGGAUUUGAGCACGGGACGAAACGAUAUUCUGGAUAAUGUUUCUAAGUGGGGAGAUGGUCGAGAACUCAUAAUGGAAUUAGACGAUAGUGAUUUGACGUUAAUUGAUCCCGAUACGAUGUCUGUGGUACAUACUGAACGAAUGCAGCAUAUUCGAGUUUGGGGAGUUGGGCGUGAUAAUGGCCGAGAUUUCGCAUACGUUGCACGAGAUCGAAAUUCGCGUCGUUUUAUGUGUCAUGUGUUUCGAUGUGACACACCGGCAAGAACUAUUGCAAGUACCUUACGUGAUAUCUGCAAACGACUGAUGCUUCAGCGACGACCAAAUAAUUUGGGCUCUUUGGAUUAUGGCGAAAAGAGGCUCAUUGCUAGGGAUACAUAUUUACCAACUCCAAUCGAGGAGCCAAAAAAAACCAUUCGGUGUCAUUUCCUGGGCGUUACACAGGUGCCUCGAGCCACAGGUAUUGAAGUCCUUAAUGAAGCAGUCGAUCGACUUGUAUCACAGGUUCGAGCAGACAGGUGGAUACUAGCGAAUGUUUCCAUAGCUCCAUCUACAAUAAUAAUAAGUGAAGUGAACGGUAAUCAAAUUGCUCAGUGUAGAGUGCGGUACUUAUCGUUUUUGGGGAUUGGGCGAGAUAUCAAACAUUGUGCGUUUAUAAUGAGUACAUCGUCGGAGAAUUUCAUGUGCUACGUGUUUCACGUGGAACCAUCUGCAGGUCCAAUGGCUAAAACCAUUGAAGCUGCUUGCAAACUGCGAUAUCAGAAGGUUCUCGAUGCUCAUGCUGGUAGACAAGCACCAUCGAAUGGAAAAAGUUGGAGCGAUUCAUUAUGGAAUGCAGUAGGUAACGUACGCGAUCGUUUUUCGACAUUGUCGCGUUGA
Messenger RNA from Acanthocheilonema viteae, 1275 nucleotides. NCBI's taxonomy places the organism in Eukaryota, Metazoa, Nematoda, Chromadorea, Rhabditida, Onchocercidae. The record is from the annotation of a GenBank genome assembly.